Molecule: messenger RNA, 2091 nt
Organism: Geodia barretti
Lineage: Eukaryota; Metazoa; Porifera; Demospongiae; Tetractinellida; Geodiidae
Source: the annotation of a GenBank genome assembly
AGAAUUCAGCCCUUGCGAAAAUUCACCGUUCUCCCCGUCUCGUUCUCCGACGAUGCUAGCGUAUAGACUCAGUGUAUUAGGACUAAUAGUCGUGUCGUUGUGCGUCCUUAGCAGCUACUGCACCUCGGAGACGGCCGGAUCUGACGGGGAGACGACUGCAGAUGACGUACCAGUGAAAGAAAACUCCGAGAAGGGAUCAGUAGGCGGUGGUAAAACUCAACCAGAGAAGCUGGUCGUGGCCUUUGUACCUGACUACCCGUCCAAGAUUGUCCAUCCUGGGAUGCUGGCUAAUACGACCCACUUCAUAAUGUUCUAUGCGUCGUGGUGCUCUCAUAGUGACUCAGCCCUCCCGCAUUUCAAGGACACUCUACAGCACGUGGUCGACCAGAACAUCACUGGACUCCAUCUCGGGAAGAUCGAGAUCAAUAAAAAUCCAGGUAUUGUCAAGAAUUUCAAGAUUCGAUCAACCCCAACCUUUAUCAUGUAUCAUCGCGGUGCCAGAUACGUGUACAGUGGAGAAUUGUCUUCUCGUCAUCUCGUCGGCUUCCUGCACAGAGUCAUGGCUAUAAACCUGGCAGAGGUUUCAUCGGUGCGAGAGCUGUCGGAGGUACAGAGAGACCACCCAGUGGUCUUCCUGGUGGUCUACGACGGUCAGACCGACCCGGACUGGCACCACACCUACUCCACUGUGGCACAGGAGAGGGGACUACUGGCCAAGUUCGUCUUCACCACAAAGACUGAUCUGGUGCAGGAUCUCAAUGUGACAAAGUUCCCCACACUGCUGGUGAUGAAAGAUGGAGGUGCCCAUAAGUUCUCAGAUUCACUGUCCACCCACAACAUUGGCAAAUGGGUCUCACGUGAGAGACACCCCGCGUUCCCCAAAGUGAACGAGGAGACUUUUCGACCGUUCACUAACUUAGUCCUAGGGUGUAAGUUGGUGGUACUGCUGGUCCACGAUGAUCUCAAUCAGCAGAGAAUCACAGAGAAGAGACUGAUUGACACUGUUAGGAGAGUGGCUGAAAGCAGAAAGGUGUUCCCUCAGUACCAGUUUGUACAGCUGACCAGUGUACCACUGGCUGAGAGGAUUCUUCAAUCACCGGUUCCUGAGGUGCCGAGUCUCUUUAUCUACGACCCACUUACCGGACAGUACUACCCCUUCCAGUCAGGAGAUGAUGGUAAGGGAGUGACAGAGGAGGGCAUAAAGGACUUCUGUAAGGCCGUGAGACGAGGGAAAAUAGAGCCUCUAGGUGGUGGCAGGUCAGUGUGGACCGUUUUUGGAUCUUGGUGGACAAGACUGCACACCGUAUACCAGGCAAUGACGAUCCACCACCCCUGGCUGUCAGUGGGUGCAGGGUUCAGCCUCUGCUCCGUUGCUGUCUUCUACACCGUCACCUGUCUCAGACGACCUCUGACCCCACGGCCGGGGAGAGGGCGGAGGAACGCACAGGCAUCAGCUGCUCGAAGUAAGGCAAGGAGACGGCAAAUGAAACUGGCUGCUGAGCAAGGCGCCGAGCAGCGUAAUGGCAGUGCCGUGAGAAGACGAACAAAGCACAAACAAGAAGAGAAGGAAGAGGGAGAGGAGGGGGCAUUAAAUGGAGAGUCGGAACAAGAUUCAUCACAUGACAGUAGCGAUGAUACUCAUCAUAAACACAACUCAUAACAACUAAAUUUAGAAUCGAUCUGACCAUCAAUUUUUACAAUAAUUUGGUGCUUUUUACAUGACUGCUGUUGUAGACAUAAAAUUUCUGAUGACACAACAUUGACAUAAUAUUAUCUUAGUGACAUCAUCUGGUGACAAUGUUUGCAAUGUGUCUGUGAGGUACCACAAUCACCCUCCCCACCUCUCCCUCUUCCCCUAUCUACUAGCACUCCUCCACGGCACCCUCACCACCUCCCUACUCAGGUCCUCCGAGUCCACCAGGUGGCUUGGCAGUGAGAGGACGGCUCGUUUUCUACCAUUCACCUGCAGCAGUAUAGAAUAGUGGUCACACGUAUAUAUUGGCUAUCCACGACAAAAAGACUAGUAGUUUAGGAAAACGACAAAACUUGCCGAUCUACAAAACCUUAGUUUGUCAUGCAAUUCCCCCUGAA